AUGUCGUGGAUCGCCGUGCUUGCAUGGUUGCGCGAAAUCAAGCCCCAAGUAGGUCGCGGGAAGGGUGCAUCCCCCGUGGAUUGUGAGCGGGUGCUGUCUAUGUCUUCCCCCUCUAUCGGUGGUGAAUGGAAGGCAGCCGGAGAAUCCUUCCUAAUUGAGCACCAUCAGGCGGCCGGCAGGUUCCGGGUCACGUGCGCCCACGGCGUGAAACAAUCGACCAAGUCCGAUUCUACGACUGGAGGUUACAGUCAAUCAAGAGAACAAAAGCAAGAUGAGGUUUUUGCUCGAUCUCAGCUGCCUACCGAUCAAAUGCUUUCUGUCUCUCUCGCCUGGCGGAACAGCCCGAUGAACCUCCAAUUAGGUUGCACGAAGUGCCACGCAAACAUAAACGUCCUCACCAUCGGUCAAUGCCCUGAAGAGCAGUUCAGGUCCCUCUUACUCCAUGGCCUCAUAUUGGAGGUCUUCCUCUGUCACGGGUUCGAUGUGGACGAACAUACAUGCAUCAUGGUCCUCCAGGCUCAAGAAGCCAGGAGCCUUUAG
Messenger RNA from Aspergillus sclerotioniger CBS 115572, 540 nucleotides. RefSeq lists its product as uncharacterized. Lineage: Eukaryota; Fungi; Ascomycota; Eurotiomycetes; Eurotiales; Aspergillaceae. The transcript has a single exon. The record is from RefSeq and is a predicted model, not a curated record. The coding region runs from base 1 to 540 and encodes 179 amino acids.